ACAAAGGCGGGAAAUGGUGUCACCCUGAAAUUCGUAUGUAUUCUGUUCUCAGUCCUGCUGUUAUUCAGCAAGGCAGCUGCGCCUCUUCACUUCUUUCAUCUUCCUAUAACCUCUCAGACCACACAUUGCUUUCAUUUCUUGUUAUUUCACCCAGGGCUUCUACCGCAGCAAUGGAGAUGCCCAAUUCUUAUGAGGAACACCGGCGGCAGCGCGUAGAAGCCAAUAAGAAGAUUUUAAUGGACCUUGGGCUUCAGCAGCUUAAAGAAAACCUUGUACAAACUGUUGCUUCUGAAUCCAAGUCAAAGAAAAGGGAGGUAAAGUCUCCAAAACCAAAACAACAAGGGCCUGUGGAAAGAAGAUGCUCAACACGUGUUUCACGUCUUCCAGUUCCUAUUUAUCGUGAAGUAGAUGACUCUCCCCGAUCUCGGAAAAGUCGAGCCAAACAUGACAGCAAAAGGUUUCUGCAUUCAUCCAUUGCCUCUUAUGAAGCAAGAACACAGGCACAAGAAACUGCUGAAACAAGUAUGAAGGACUUGGGAUCUGAGCAUCCCUAUUUUGUCAAGUCUUUGGUGCGGUCUCAUGUUUCCAGUUGCUUUUGGUUGGGCCUUCCAAGGGGAUUCUGUGUAAAAUACCUACCUGAAAACGAUGUAUCAAUGGUGCUGGAAGAUGAGAAGGGCAAUGAAUGUGACACUGUAUAUAUUGCAACAAGAACAGGCCUCAGUGGUGGAUGGAGAGGGUUUGCACUUGACCAUGAUUUAGAUGAUGGUGAUGCACUAGUUUUUGAGCUUGUUGAACCAACAAAAUUCAAGGUGUAUAUUACCAAAGCAAAAGACUUUGAGUCAGGCACUACAUCAAAGAAGGCCUCAAGUAUGAAUGGCAAUUUGCCAGAGGAAUCUGGUGCUGCUAGAAAAUCGGUGGUGAAGAAGACUUCAAAUAUGAAAUCAGUAAAAAAGAAUUCCCCAAGAGAACAAAAAAAAAUCAAUUCAAAGCGUAAGGGUGAACAAGUCUUAACAUUGGGCAAGGUUACUAGUACAAUGCUAAAUUCAAAGAAGGGAAAUGCUAGCAAGAAGGUACCUGCAAGUCAAACACAAGUUAGAACCAUAACCAUGUCUCAAGCUACAGAAAAUGUAAAUAAUGAUCAAUCUACAAGAGUGAACAAGCGAGGCAGAGCAAAAUAGAGGGUAUUCUUCUUCAUGAUUCAAAGAAUUCUAUUUCAUGAUAUCACCAGAGAUGUGAGACGAGUAUUUGCACAUUUAUGGAAAUUACUUUCAGAAAGCAUGUCUUUUUUGAUCAGGUAAAGUUCAUAAUAUAUAUUUGCAUCAUUGCUAAAAACCUUUAUGGUUGAGAAGCAAAGCCUCUAACUGCAACAUGAGACAUAUCACAUAAACAGACUACUAAUUAAGGCUCUCAGACCCCAUAGUAGGAUCAUAUCAGACCAUGAAACAGAAAAUUUGGCAUAAAGAAUUACCAGAAUCAAAUAUCUAUUAAUAUUUCCUGAGGAGGUUACACGAAAAAGAUUUUGCAUGAACCUCUCUAUCUCAUGGGUUGUCUUUGAUUUCAAUCAUCCAACAUUCAUUUUUUUGGUGGCAAGCAAGCAAUUAUGUUUCAACAGCAAUUUAGAUCUGAGAGCUUAUCUUGGCAUCAAGACAGAAUUUUUUUUUCAAGGCUAUAGCAUUGGUUUGCAUUGUCCUGAUUUUCAGGUAACCUGGAAAUUGUGUGCCCCUGUAAGAAAAUGGAUGUGUAUUGAUUGAGAAAUAAUUCAAAGUCGUGCUCAUGAAAUUAUGAAAACUUCAGCUUCUCAACUGUAUUCACCAUUUUACAAAAUCAACAGCUUGAUUCAUAUAUACUGGGUAAUAUAUUUCGUUUCU
Cryptomeria japonica (Japanese cedar) is the source of this 1868-nucleotide messenger RNA. RefSeq names its product B3 domain-containing protein Os06g0194400. Bases 36 to 1178 code for a protein of 380 amino acids. Gene Ontology annotation, molecular function: DNA binding. NCBI's taxonomy places the organism in Eukaryota, Viridiplantae, Streptophyta, Pinopsida, Cupressales, Cupressaceae. The record is from RefSeq and is a predicted model, not a curated record. The transcript is spliced from 8 exons.